Messenger RNA from Rhincodon typus (whale shark), 789 nucleotides. RefSeq names its product protein-lysine methyltransferase METTL21E. The record is from RefSeq and is a predicted model, not a curated record. Gene Ontology annotation, biological process: peptidyl-lysine methylation. NCBI's taxonomy places the organism in Eukaryota, Metazoa, Chordata, Chondrichthyes, Orectolobiformes, Rhincodontidae. Gene Ontology annotation, molecular function: protein-lysine N-methyltransferase activity. Bases 1 to 789 code for a protein of 262 amino acids. The transcript is spliced from 4 exons. Gene Ontology annotation, cellular component: cytosol; cytoplasm.
AUGGAGACAGUAUCUACAUUAGAUAUAUCUACAGAGGGUGAAGAGGAAUUUGAAAUUCAGAAGCAGGAAGAACAUUCAGAAACUGAAUCUUCUGAUGAAAAUGAAGAAGUUCUCACUGAUGUCGAAAAACCUUCAGAUGCUCUGAAUAGGAUUUGGUCUCCCUCGGUUUAUGGAUAUAUUUCAAAGGAAUGUUACCACUUUGCAGGUUACGAGAUCAUCAUCCACCAAUCCAUUGAUCACUUUGGAGCUAUAACUUGGCCAGCGGCAGUUGAGCUGUGCCAUUUUCUCGAAUGCAACUGGAAUGAAUUCAACCUUGAUGACAAAAACGUAAUUGAACUGGGUGCUGGAACAGGACUGGUAUCUAUUUUUGCUGUCUUACUAGGUGCUUAUGUCACUAGUACUGAUCUCUCUUGUGCUAUUGGAAACUUGCAAAGUAAUGUUAUGAGAAAUACACGGUGGAAAAGCAAGCAUCACCCUCAAGUUAAGGAGUUGGCUUGGAAUGUAGAUUUAGAUAAAAACUUUCCUCAACCUAUUCCUCACUAUGAUUAUAUCCUAGCAGCUGAUGUCGUUUAUCAUCAUCAUUACCUGGAUGAUUUAAUGGCUACCUUUGAUUAUUUUUGUCAACCAGACAGUGUGAUUUUAUGGGCAAACAAGUUGAGAUUUAAUUCAGACUGUGAAUUUUUGGAAAAAUUCAAGGCAAAAUUUGAUACUGUUGUGCUGGCAAAUAUCCCACAUGCUGAGGUUAUUAUAAUUAAGGGGACAAAAAAGUCACAAUCAGUGAACACUUAA